AUGACCAAUCGCAAUCAUCUACGCUCUCACAAUAAGUCGUCAGUAUCCGCGGUUCGUGAAGCCGCCGCUGCUGACGCAGAAGCCGCUAAAGCUCUAGCGGAUUACGAAGAUGCGAAGAAGGUUCUCGAAGGAAAAAGGAUGGACGCGGAGGGAAUAAGCGCGGAAGCUUCUAAAGUGCGCAGCCAGGCGGACGAAAUGGCGCUCAAUCGCGCCCUCAUGACCACGGACGUCGCGGAACUAGCGGAGCGGGCGCGAAAACGCUCCGCGGACCUGAAGCGCGCGUCAGAGGUCGCGGAAAAAGCUGGAGCAUUAGCGGCAGGCAAGCGGAAGGUGGCGGAUGAAGCUUCCGCCGCAGUCGGGGAAGCAGCGCGGUUGGCGGAAGCCGCCCGCACGGCGGGGGCGCAGCUAGCGCUCGAGAGGACGAAAUUUGAGCGCGCAGAAGCGGUGCGCGCAGCGGAGGAGGCGGAAACGGUGGCGGAAGAAGCCGCGGAGAACGCGGAGGAUGCGUGGGAAGCGUUUUCGCAGGAAGAAUUCGAUGUGGAAGUUUCCGUGGUGGACAUUGAAUCUGAGGAGACUUAUAUCGAGGAUUUAAAAACCGCAGCAGCACGCCUAGAGGAGGAAUAUCGGAAGAGUGUGACAGCAGUGGAGGUCGCUAAAGCGAAGGUGGAGGAACUGAAGGCUUUGGCAGAGGAGAAGGUUGCGCGGGCGAAGGCGAUGCGAGCUGCUUUGAGAAAAGGCGGGAAGAGCAACGGCCGAGAUGCAACGACAGCCACGCAAUAG
Closterium sp. NIES-65 is the source of this 780-nucleotide messenger RNA. The record is from the annotation of a GenBank genome assembly. Lineage: Eukaryota; Viridiplantae; Streptophyta; Zygnematophyceae; Desmidiales; Closteriaceae.